Molecule: messenger RNA, 2661 nt
Organism: Trypanosoma conorhini
Lineage: Eukaryota; Euglenozoa; Kinetoplastea; Trypanosomatida; Trypanosomatidae
Exons: 1
Coding region: 1-2661 (886 amino acids)
Source: RefSeq, a predicted model, not a curated record
AUGGGAAAUCAAAAUGGUUCCUUCUCACUACACACACCCAGCCGUCAAGCACGAAAAAGACGCCUUAAGAAGGACGCCCAGUCCAUCUACUCGUUAGAGAUUCCAAGCUUUGAUGAAGCGACAGGAACUUUGGGAAGUGAGUACAUUUUUCCUAGGUCGCUCGCCGUUGAGGUUGCCAUUGAAAACGUGCUAAGACAGGAGCGUGGUGAGUUGCGGACCAAGGCGAGUGGUGUGGGUAUCCUUCGCUUCCUUGCAGAGUUUCAGGAGAGCCGUGAGAUUAUUUACGUGUACUUUUGGUACAUAAUUGCCCACAUACGUCGUGUGCAUGCGGAGAAAACGCUUAUUGGUCGUUACGUCAACCUUGAGCGCAUCAUUCGUGGGGCGUUUCCUCGCUACAAGGCGGAGCUGCCGCCCAUUGACCAGCUCGAAAGGAUCCUGGCAAAAAGCGCCCACUCUGCGGCAAAAUUUGCCAAGGACUCGUCCACGACGCUGUUGCAGGCGGAAGUGACGGAUGAGCUUCCACCGCUUGUGCCCACCGUCGCCAACUUGCCCUCACACCAUGAGGGUAACACCAGUGUCAGCGACGGCGCACGCACCUUACGGCAUGAGUUUGGCGCCAUUCUCGGAGAGGAUGGUGCACGUGCUUCACAUGGUACGCAGCGUAAGAGGAAAAGCACGCAACAACCAAGCAGAAACAGCAUUAGUCACAUCAGCGUCAUGGAGGCAGCCUCCGAAAAAUCGUUGCAGCAGGACCCAGCAAUUCUUUGGCGGUGUACUGAGGCUAUAAAAGCCUUUAACGUUGUAAAAUUGGAAGUCUUUGAACUUGCUGAAUUUGCACAGCGUUGUUUUCAUCGUCUCGCGGCGUUAUUUGGCCAGGCGUUUGAGCGACUGGCAGAAGGAAAAGAUGAGGUCCUGACUGCGUUUACGUUUAUUGUACCGCACGUUGUUCAUUACGGGUUUGUGUACUGUUUCCCCAAUGACGUUGUGGCAGGGCUUUUUAAUGCUGUCAUGCGGGUGAAUCUGUACCGCAUCUUUUACUUCUGGUGCAGUGGACUGGUGGCCACCUACGUGCGGGUGAAUGGGUGGCCGCGGCCACCCACUGCAGAGAAAGGCGGGAUGUUGAAAGGCGGCGACCAGUGCGCCGCCACGCCGUCGGUGUCGGAGUCGACACUGCUUUUAACAACGUCGUUGACCCUAAAAUUGUCUGGCUCCCCACUUGACGCGCGUGGGGAGGUGAGUAGUCCGAGCCUAAUUCGACUCCUGGAGAAUUCGGCCAACCCGCUGGCUCCCAUUGCGGCGGGUGGGGAACAAGUCCAGGCGCUGGACGACGACAGCUUUGAGGAUGUGGAUGUGGAGGUCGCAAAUGGGCACCAUCGCCUCAUGCUUGAGUUUAAUCGUUACGCGAAGCAUGUCAACUACCUUUUGCACGAGUUGGCGGAGCGAACGGAGGGCAUGCAUCGGGAGCUGGCGUGCGGCUCAACGCUCGCGCCGCCCACAGAGGCGGGGAACAACUCUGUGCGAGAGGCGGAUGCGCUGGAGCGGGUUGGUAGCCAGUUGCCUCCUGCGGGGAAGCGGAGUCCUCCGCCGUCCUCCACGGCGCCUCUGGCGGAAGGUCUCAUGAAGGGCAAGUUGCAGGAGUCGUUCCAGGCCCCAAAAGGGUUGCCGCUUCAGGAGCCCAGUCGUCGCCACACGGCUGCAGCGGCCGCGGGCGACAACGCAGAAACGGAGUUGCCUGUCAUCCCACAGACGAUCAGGGCUGUCAAGACGAGAAAGUUGCCCGCAACCACAGGCGUCUGCGUUCUCUCUGGAUUCCCGCUUAACCGCACGGCUCCUCACGUGAAACAGUACAUUCUGCAGCCGACGGAGGAAUUACUGGUGGAGGUCCCACUUCCGCCGCUCGACGACGAUCUCUCGACGGAGGGAGCCGACGGGACGGAGCGGAGGUCGUCGCUGGCAGACGGCCGCCCCACCUCGUUGGCCCUGCGGACGGUGAAGGUACCACUGCCGUUGACCUCUCCAUUCUUCCAAUGCUACGCAGGCGAGCGGCUCGGGGCGAAUGUAGCGGGGACCAGCAACACACCUGCCGCAAAGCUGACGACACUCGGCGCCUCUGGUUCCUUCUCGCCACGAGGUCCAUUCUGCCCCGCCGGGAAUGCUCAAAACGGCAUGACCGCCCAUGUUGCCGCGGCAACGACGUCACCGACGGUGGCUCAAACAGUAACAACAACAACACGGAUGCCGUCCAUACCGCAGAAACAUAACCUAAGCACGAACAACAACAACAACAACAACAACAACAACAAGCUGAAGACUUUGGUGCUGCCUCACAGCACACAGAAGGCGAUCAAUGUGAUGCUUAUUCCGCCCUCCAAUGCGCAUCUGCGUCCGCUGCAGUUCAAGGACUUGACAAAAGAAGUGACACAGCGACAGUUGGCAUUGGAAAGACAAAUGGACCGCCUCUCUGAGCGCGAGCAAUUUCUCCGCCGGCAGUACGUUGCUGAAAGCCAACAAGGCACGCGUCGUGUACACACGCUUCUCGCGGAGUGUCAGUCCGACCGCCUGGAGGUAGAGGCGUACCGCGGUUUGUUCAAUAAGCGAGCUAGGAAGGAGAAUAUCAUGAGACGAAAAAAACAGCUGCGUCUUGAAGCAAUUAAAAGCUGA